GAGCAGACUUCACCGAUCGAUAGAGCCAAUUCUCUUUUUCUUCGUCUUCAACCUAGAACUGAGAGGGACGGACACACACAUAGAGAUUCACGACCAGGGAAGGGGGCCAUCGGGAUAGGUUCUGGCAGGAAGCAGACGCAACAAGGAUUAACAACGAUAGUCUGGAGCAGUUACUUAAGCCAAUUCAGCGAAAAAUAAAAAAUUAUCUAGCGUCAAAGCUAAGAAUCAUGGAUAAAGACAUGAUUCACUUCUAUUGGGUAAGGCCAAUCACCAGUUUAUGUUUGAAUGUCUCCAACAAGGUAACUACCUCUAUUCUUGUUUCUAGGGAUGACCAGGUUCUGAUAACUAUACUAGAAGAGCUGCACAUGGGCUUGUUAUAAAAUAUAGCCUGACUAAGCCAACAUCCAAAACCUUUUCUGAUUCUAGUACAUAUGAAUUGUUAUGAUGAUUGUGAUAAUUCAAUUGCUUGCCAGAUAGUUUCUGCCUCAGCUAUUGGGCUAGGGAUGAUUUUAAUUCUUCAAAAAGUUUUGCUAACCCUGAAGCUGUAGAGAUAUUGUGUGAAACCUAAAACACUGAUGACGCAACUGUUUUAUCAAAAGGUGUUCUUGUUUCUAAUGAAGCUAUUGCUGUUAUACCUAAAGUUGUUAUUUCUGAUGAGUUUGUUACUACUUAAUUUCUUUCCAAUAAAUCUACCAAUGAUAUUCAAAGUGAAGGGGUUGUUGUUACUGAAACAAUUCAAGGUAAAGGGGUUGCUCAAGAUGCUCUUAUAUCAAAUGUUGUUUCUUACUUUGAAUAACUAAACCCUUAGUUCUUGUUCUUGAUAUAAAUCAAGGAAAAGGGUUUGGUCAGGAUCCUAUUUUAGUCAUGGAGCAAUAUCACUCCGCUGUUGAGGUUAAUACUGCAUUUGUUCUCGCUAAAAUUGUUAAAGCUACCCCUAUGGAUAGAGAAAUAAUAGAAAAAGAUGAAACAACUUCUGUGCCGCCCAAUGCUAAUGUCCUUACUAAUUCUCUCAGCAUUAAUAAGACAGAGUCUCCACACUAAGCGUUUCAUGGGAGGACUUUGGAUGGCAACUUCGACCCCAAGGUUUUGGGAAAAAAUGAUUCUAGAUCUGACGCUUUUACCUCUACUUUUGAUAUAUAGGGUACACAAAUCCAUGAAGUAUGCCAAACUAGCAGGGAAGUUUAACACAGCUUCUUAUUGCAUUAUUCGGAAUUCCCAAAGGAAUUUAUAAUAUUUGAGUGUGCACUUCACACUUCCACAAGAGAACAUUCAUUAGUAGAAUGAAUAAGUGAUUUUUGCAACAUGAAAAUGGUUUGAGAAAUCUAAUUAUAGCUAGGAUGGAACACUUAGAGGGAAUUAAUUAGUGGAUGGAAGAUUCAUCAAAAGAAUGCAUAGAAAUUAUUUAUAGGAUGAAACAUUAGGUAUUAGAACAGUUUCUUUAAGAUAUAGUUGAGGUAUGUGUAGUGGUUUAUGCAUUUUCUUUUAUUUUCAGCAUGCCAUGCAUUUCUUUUUCAUAUGGUUAAUAAUAUUUUUCAUGCUAUAUUAAGUCCUUGGCUAUCUGCAAGAUCAGUCAUCUUAUAUAUGGCCUCUUUUGUUCACAAUGAAGGACUCAACAAGGACAAGGAAAGAUCAAGAGGCUAUUUUUGAAGGCAAGAAACACAUACUUGCAAGUGACAUUUUCCAAAUAGUUCUUAGCCAAAGGUUUGAACAGAGUCCAAAGAUACUUUUUUAAAAGGUAAGGAGCACAUACUUCCAAAUACUAUUUUGUUAAGAAAAGUCGUAUUUGAUCAAUUUGCUGCCGAUGGGGAUAAUAAACAUUUGUCGUUAAGGGUUGUUUUGAUCUCUUUACUUUAAGACUGAAGAUUUGUUAGAGGUUGAUCUCUUUCAAGCUUAGAAAGCAUUUGUAGUUGAGAGAUUCUUUCGACAAAAUUCUCGGCACCAAAUCUAACAAAGUCCAAUGUCCAGGACUUAUUGGUCGGUAUAAUCUCCAAGUCCCAAUUGUUCUUCAAUUCCUUCUUAAUUUAUGUCCAAUCUUAUGCCUAUGAUUUAUUUUUGUCUAUUCUGUCUAUGUAUUACGGUUUGGACUAAUUUGGAUAAAGCUUUGGUUAUAUCAAAUGUUUUAACUUACUUAGGUAGUAAGUUAAUUAUUGUUUGCUGAUCUAAAUUACCAGACAUCUCCCCUCUUUCUUUUCAUUGUUAUAUUUCAUGCUUUUGAGAUGAUAGACGUAAUGAUAAAUUCUGCAAUCUAUUUUUAGUUUUUUUACUUAUAAACAAAAAGAUGGAGACUCAGGUUCUGAAUUUUUAAUUCAAAGAUUCCCUCUUUUGUCGAUUACAAGUCGAAAAAAGAAAUUGAUGAUUUUGUUAAUCAACUCAAAGAAAGGGUAUCUUAGUCCUUUCCUACACUUAGUCUCCUUGCCUUGGUCUAUAUUCAAUAAUGAAAUCAGGCAAACACAUACGAAUAGAGGGAAUAUUAUUUAAAUUUCCAUAUAUAGUAGCAUGUUUCGUAUGGUUAGUUCCUAUACAUUUGCCUUUAUUUGACCUUAAGCAUUGUGUUGAAAUAAUAUAUAUAAUCUUUAUGCAAUUUUGCUGCAGUAUACACAAUCUGGGUUGCUUAUGCUCCUUUUAGAAUUGGCACAGGGGACACACAUGGAGAAUUCUGAUGAAGUUGGAUCAUGGCUACUUUUGGACAACUUGCUAAAAUGCUUAUGAUUGACUGUGAUCAAAAUGACCGUAGUUUACUCUUUCAGAUCAAGGCUCAAUAUGAGAUAUACCAUUUAGUUUCCGCUUUGGAUGGGAAUUACAAUCAAAAUAGAAGUGACAAGAUGAAAUGAUGAAGAGAUGGAGCUUAUUUAGAUGAAUAUUAGAGGAAGCUUUUAGGAUACUUUUUUCAUAAAACAUAUUUAUUAUUACUAUAUUUAUUUUAUGUCAAAACCCUAUUAUAUUAACAAUUGUGAACCUUUGAUUGUU
Messenger RNA from Cuscuta campestris, 2967 nucleotides. NCBI's taxonomy places the organism in Eukaryota, Viridiplantae, Streptophyta, Magnoliopsida, Solanales, Convolvulaceae. The record is from the annotation of a GenBank genome assembly.